GUGACUUGCGGCUGGGCGCGGAGCGGUGUUCGCCGGGGAGAGCCUGCGAGGAGCCCGGUCCCUCUCCUCUGCCCGGUCGGGAGCGCCGACCGGUUCCUCUGCCCGGCCCAGCCCCGCCCCGCCCCGGCUGCCGAGACACAGGUCUUGGGUGGAGCGGCCCUGCCCGGGCAGUGGGCAGCUUGGGAUAUCUGGAUGACCAGAGGAGGGCCUGCUGAGACAGAGUCCUGUCCAUGCUCGGGGGGCCUCUGGGGACAUGAGGUGGGCGUGUAUCUGGCUCCUCUGUCCCCUGGGCCUGCUGGUCUUGCUCUCUGCAUCCACAAACCCUCCCAACGUCCUGUUAAUCUUUGCGGAUGACCUGGGGUUUGGAGAUUUGGGAAGCUAUGGGCACCCCACCUCAGCCACGCCCAACCUGGACAAGAUGGCGGCCAGGGGCCUGAGAUUCACCGACUUCUAUGCCAGCUGCCCAAUCUGCAGCCCCUCGCGGGCGGCCCUGCUGACGGGUCGGUACCAGACACGCUCCGGGGUUUACCCCGGUGUGUUCUAUCCCGGCUCCCGGGGAGGCCUCCCGCUGUCCGAGCUCACCAUCGCGGAAGUGCUGAAGGCUCGGGGCUACACCACGGCCAUGGUCGGCAAAUGGCACCUGGGACUGGGGGCCAACGGCUCCUUCCUGCCCAUCCACCAGGGCUUUGACCACUUCCUGGGGGUGCCCUACUCCCACGACCAGGGCCCCUGCCAGAAUCUCACCUGCUUCCCCCCCCACACCAAGUGCUUUGGGACGUGUGACCAGGGCGUGGUGCCCGUCCCACUGCUCCUAAACCAGAGCAUCCUGCAGCAGCCGCUCGCCUUCCCCCAGCUGGUGCCGCUCUACAACAAGUUCUCUCGCGACUUCAUUGCCGACUGCGCCCGCCAGGGCCGCCCCUUCCUGCUCUACUACGCCUCCCAUCACACCCACUACCCCCAGUUUGGAAGCCAGGAGUACGUGGGCCAGUCGCUGCGGGGGCCCUUUGGGGACGCCCUCAUGGAGUUUGACGGCUCAGUGGGGCUCCUGCUUCAGGCACUACAGGAGAAUGGCCUGGAGGGGAACACGCUGGUCUUCUUCACCGCGGACAAUGGCCCCGAGACCAUGCGAAUGGCCCGUGGGGGCAGCUCGGGUCUCCUGAAGUGUGGCAAGGGAACGACAUACGAGGGCGGGAUGCGGGAACCUGCGGUGGCUUAUUGGCCAGGCCGGAUCUCCCCGGGCGUGACCCACGAGAUGGCCAGCACCCUGGACAUCCUGCCAACCCUGGCUGCGCUGGCUGGGGCGCCUCUCCCCACUGUCCCAUUGGACGGCUAUGAUCUGAGCCCGGUGCUGUUUGGAGGUGGGAAGAGUCCCCGGCAGAUGAUGUUCUAUUACCCGCCCAGCCCCAGCAAGCUGCUUGGCGUCUUUGCCGUCAGAUACGGGAAGUACAAGGCUCAUUUCUUCACACAAGGUGCCUUCCUCAGUGGGACGACCCCUGACCAGGACUGCCAUGGGCCCCUGACGCCCCACGAGCCUCCACUGCUCUUUGACCUGGAGGCUGACCCUGCAGAGAACUAUAACCUGCUGCAGGGCGGUGCCGUGGGGCCGGAGGUGCUGCGGGUGGUGAAGGAGAUCCAGCUGCACAAGGCGCUCUUCGACCAGCGCAUGGAGUUUGGGGAAAGUCAGAUAGGGAAGGGCAUCGACUCUGCCCUCCAGCCCUGCUGUGCCCCUGGCUGCACCCCCAAGCCCUCCUGUUGCCACUGCUCCUAACCUCCCCAGCCCUUUAACUCUCCCCUUGCCACUGCCAGGAACCCCCCGCUCUUCGAAAGCCUCCUGCUGCUGUGCCCAUCUCUCUGCUGCCACUCUCUAAAGUCCCCACGCCAGCCUCCCCGCUGCUUUCCCCAAACCUGCCUGCAGCCGGGCGCGCUGCGUUGGGGUGCUUCCCUGGCCGGUAGAGCUGCCUCCCGCUCCCCAGGCCUGACGCUGAGGUCCCUACGUGCUGGCUGCAUGGGGGCGUGGGGUGAGAUGCUAGGAGGGGAAGGGGCAGGUUCCUGGGGUGGGGUUACCUCUGCACUGGGAGUCUUUGGCCAUUUGACACAAACCUUCGCUCCCCUGGGACGCACUGAGUACAGUGAGCCCUCUGGAGUCCCGGGGGCUCUGGAACAAAGCAAAGGACCCACCCUCAGAGUCUAGCACCCCAAUGCAGCCAGUGGGGGGCCCGGCGGUACCAGCCUGCUGCAGCGGGAAGGCCACGGAGCGGAGCGUGGCUAGCUCUGAGGGGCUGGCACAGCAGUGAGGGCCAAGGCCCUAUCAAUACUGGCGCAGAGGUGGAGUGCGAGGCCAGGAUCAGGGCCAGCAGCAGUAGCCGCGGUGCUUGGCCCUGAGCACGUGGACGGGGGACCAACGGGGGCUCUGCAGUCAGGAGAGGAGCUGUGCAGAGCUCUGGGGCAGGUCCAUUAACCUGCGUGGAUGCAGCCAGCUGUCGCUGUGGGACACGACUUGUGCUUGUUUAAAGGGUGAAAUAAGGAGAAAUGAGUCCAUGGAGUGGCUGCCCUCCAGGCUCAGCUGGUAUUUGCAGUCUGUGGGCAGCUGUGACCCGGCUGUGUGCACCGGCGGGCCAAGGAGCCAGGGUUCCCCCCUAGAGCUGAUGCAGAGAAGGCCUAGUCCUGAGCCCUCUCGGCAGAGCUCCUGCCCGGGGAGUGAGAGCCGUGAGAUGAGCAAUGUAGGCCCAGCCAAGGAGGGCCUAGGGCAGCUGCUUGGGAUACCCAGGGGAGGAGGUAACUGCUGGCAUCCUGCAGAGAAAGGCCAAGUACGAGCUAUGACGCUGACAUGCCCAGACAGGCAUGUUACCCCUCUGGCUUUACCAGCUUCUCAGUGCUUUACCGGAGGGAGGGGCGGGGGUUCAUGUGUGGUCACUGCUGAGCUAAGCGGGAUUGUCAUGGGUCUUGCAGGAUGUUUGUACGGGAAAUAUUCUGAGAUGUAAAGUGUCAAAUAUUGUGUUCCUCAACCACUGGCGCAGAAGCACAUCGCCUGUGGUGGGAUGGGUCUUGGCACACAAGAGUGAGACCAAUCAAUGCUUUCCGACCCAGCUCAGACCUGUGUUUACAGUCUGGACCGGAUCCAGGCCGCAGCAUUGGCAAAGACAAAAGAACCCUGUAAUGGGGUUGGGGACUCACCACCGUGGCGCCUCCUACUGGUUACUCCAGGAAUUAGCUCAGUCCAGUGGAGCGUCCCCUCUCGGUGGUAUCCCGCCCGUUGUCUUGCCCUUGGUUGGCUUUUGAGCCCACGUUGCUCACCAACUCACGGCAUCCUCUUCAGGAUCACUGCCCUCUGGCAGUGCCCCAUAGUCCAUCCACACCCCCUUCCGGGGGGUAUCAAUCAGCAGUCUCUACACCCCACCACCGUGGUCAACCACACACCCCAAAGUCUAAUCCCUCAUCAGGGAUCUGGCAUGGUCUAGAAUGGCCACUCCCUACAGCCAAUGGCUGGGUGUACUGGAAGGGGGAGACCCAGGCCCGCCCUCUACUCUGGGUCCCAACCCAGGGACCCUCUGGCAGCAGCCUCGCUGUCCUCCACCUCCUCUCCCCUCCAUCUGCCCGCUUCCCCUAUGGCCCCUUGCACCAGCUAGGCCCUUCCCCUCAGGGCCUGCAGCCUGGCAGACACCGGGCUGGAGUUCCUUUCUGCUCCCCCAGGCCUGACCAGCCCUGCGCUGCCCACAGUGCUAGUCUCCCACCUCUGGAGACAGCCCUUCCCCUCACAAAGCCCUGGGACACACUGAGUGUGCGCUCCCUGAGCAGCCUUUUAUAGGACUGAGCCUGGCCCUGAUUGGCUCCCAAUAAGCCCUUCCCUGAUUGGCUACCUAUCUGUGCAGGCCCACUGGCCUGCUGCAGCCUAAAUUCACACAGAGUGGGGCAGUCUGGGGAUGUAUCAGAGAAGAAGAAAGGGCACAAGAUGUUAUCAAUUACGGAGGGCUCUUUGCUAGGGGAGCGUCCCCUGAAAAGUGGGUCCCCGCUCUCUGGACUGGACAAGCACUGGACACACUGACCACUGGAUGACAAAUGCCUUCUUAGACAGGAAAGGGGCUUGUUAACAAGUAUAGGCUCUAGAUUACAUUUUAUGUUUUUCUUUUACCUGUAACCUCGUGUUUCCAAACCCUUUUCCUUGCUUUUAUUUGAAUCUGUAACUGGAGCUCUGUUAAAUAAACUGAAAGCUGGUUUUACUGUA
Molecule: messenger RNA, 4222 nt
Organism: Chrysemys picta bellii (western painted turtle)
Lineage: Eukaryota; Metazoa; Chordata; Testudines; Emydidae
Gene: ARSA
Product: arylsulfatase A
Molecular function (GO): arylsulfatase activity
Source: RefSeq, a predicted model, not a curated record